Rhizophagus irregularis DAOM 181602=DAOM 197198 is the source of this 461-nucleotide messenger RNA. Lineage: Eukaryota; Fungi; Glomeromycota; Glomeromycetes; Glomerales; Glomeraceae. The record is from RefSeq and is a predicted model, not a curated record.
AUUCUAAAUGCCUCGUCAUAGAAAAGAUAUUGACGACGGGUUAGAUACCUCAUCAGAAAGUGAUAAAGAGUUGUUUGAAAUAUCUGACACUCUUUUACUGGAGGAAAAAGAAUUAUUUGAAGAUCCUUCACGUCGACAUAAACGUCGUAAAUUUACAAAAGAGGAUGCAUAUCUUGGAAUCUGGGCAGAUUCUGAAGAAGAUCGCCCAAAUCGUAAGAAAAGAGACGUGCGAUUUGUUGCCUCAACUUCGAAAUCAGUUACAAACGAAAAUGAUACAGCAGAAAAACAUAUGUACGUAAUUAUUUAAUUGAAUUUUUAAUUGUAGAUCCGGCUGCAACAAGACUUUUCGAACAAGAUCAACAUCGCUUUCCAAUAAUUACAUACUUUAGUAAUACCGGCACUGAUUAAUUUUGGUAGUCGCUCAAAAAUUUUUUCUCUCCAACUCUAGCGCUUAAUAAUAU